Messenger RNA from Exophiala bonariae, 1044 nucleotides. RefSeq lists its product as uncharacterized. The transcript is spliced from 2 exons. Bases 1 to 1044 code for a protein of 347 amino acids. The record is from RefSeq and is a predicted model, not a curated record. NCBI's taxonomy places the organism in Eukaryota, Fungi, Ascomycota, Eurotiomycetes, Chaetothyriales, Herpotrichiellaceae.
AUGGACAUUGCGAGAGCGGAACUAGGACCCCUGGUGGUUAAAUUCUACCGGCAGUAUAUGCAACAGAUAAAUGAUGUGACUUAUCCAUCAGGUGCACUUCUGGUAAAUCCAGAUGUCCAGGAAUGUCUCUAUCGCUAUUUCUUUGAUGCCUCAAGAAAUAAAUAUCUUCCUCCACCAAAGUAUCAAGCAAGGAUUCUCAAGCAUAUCAUUUCGGAAAUCGAAAAGGCAUGCAAAGAUCCUGAAGAAGACCAAGUAUCUGAUCUGCUGAUGGAGCAUAUGGGGUUUCUGGCAGCUAUUCCCCAGCAGGAUCAGUUCGAAGAGGCACAGCAACCACAUGUCCACAGCUAUUUCCCACCACUCCCAUUAGAUCAAUUCGGAGUUCAACCGAUCCUGAUCAAGGAAGCGCAAAAUCUCCUGUCAAGAGGCAACAACGUUGGACUCCGCACGUGGGAAGCAGCACAACAUCUCGCGUGGUAUCUCAUGACCGUGCGACCAGACUUAGUCAAGGGCAAGAACGUGCUUGAACUUGGGGCGGGCACUGGAUUUCUCUCUCUUCUCUGCGCUGGCGAACUGGAUGCGAGACAUGUUUUAGCAACCGAUGGUCUGGCACAUGUAUGCGAAAGUCUCCAAGUCAAUGUUGAUCUCAACAAGGAAAAUAACACCUUACACGGCCAUGAUGCUCCGUUGGUACAGCAACUGGAUUGGACGGACCACCAAGAACUCGAGCAGAUUCUCGAGGACGCCAGGGAAAAGUCGAUCCAAUAUGACCUGGUAAUCGGCGCAGAUAUCACGUACCACCCGGAAAUCCUCAGACCUCUGGCCGAGCUUCUCAAGACCCUCAGUGAGCUCUACCCGGGACUCACCAUCCUCAUCUCAUCCACGAUCCGAAACUUGCACACAUUCUCCCAAUUCACCGACAUCUGUGAGAAGGACCUGGGCUUUCGUAUAACGAAUUUGGUGUGCACCAUUCCAGACGGUCUCCGCUACUCAGGUUUCUUCCAUUCCGUGGCAACGGAGAUCAAGAUCGUGUCGCUCAGUCGAUGA